Messenger RNA from Ornithodoros turicata, 1674 nucleotides. RefSeq lists its product as uncharacterized. The coding region runs from base 1 to 1674 and encodes 557 amino acids. Lineage: Eukaryota; Metazoa; Arthropoda; Arachnida; Ixodida; Argasidae. The transcript has a single exon. The record is from RefSeq and is a predicted model, not a curated record.
AUGGCAUUUUGGGAACAGUUUCGGCAGGUCAUUCAUGACAAUGGGAGGCUUUCCGUUUGCGAGAAGUUCAGCUACUUGAGGUCAGCUCUCACUGGGAAAGCUGCGGCAGCAAUAUCUGGACUGCCACCUACAGAAAGGUGCUACAAUGACGCACUUUUUGAAAUUCUGAAAGGUCGUUACGGGAAUGAAGCCCUGCAAACAGAGGACCACAUGACGAGGCUCAUGGGAUUACAACCAGUCAGGUCCUACCAGGAUGCAAAGGGUCUCAGGAAGCUCUAUGAUGAGCUGUCACCGCAUAUAAGAGCUCUGAAGGCAUUAGGAGUCUCGGAGGAGUCGUUUUCGUCAAUGUUGUACUCUCUAAUGCUUCGCCUGAUACCGCAAGGCAUCGUUGUGGAAUUCAACAGAAGGGUGCUGGAGGCAGAAAAUGGAUCUCCAGAGGAAGAGGGAUCUCCAGAGGAGACGCCCAACGGACAAGGUGACAGAGAAAAUCCAACGCCUUCCAGCGGGGAGCACGUCGCUAAGCUACGUAAAUUCAUCAAGUUCCUACGAGUGGAGGUAGAAUGCUUGGAAAGAACGCUUACUGCUCAAGGAACAAGAAAAGAUACAGGAGAUGGAUUUCCAAAAAUGAAAGGCGCUCGAAAGCAGCGUACAAAGGGAUCAGCGAGACUUUCGUCAGCAGCAGCACUGGUCAACACUACAGAUCAGCUGUCGGAUUGUUUCUUUUGCAAGUCACGGGAUCACCGGACCACGGAGUACGACGCACGGAUGUCACAGGAUGACAAGCUUCGAAGGCUGCAGGAGACAGGGCGAUGUUUCCGAUGCACCUGGCCAAACCACGUAUCGAGGAAAUGUUGGAGGAAGGUGAAAUGCGGUAAGUGGCAAGGAAGGCAAGCGGCUUCGGUGUGCAAUCAUCGUAGAGGAGAUGAAGAGGUGAUUCAAGACCGCGCAGCGGAUGGAACAACUCAACUGAGUUUAGAGCUGUUGAACGAAGAUUAUGCUCCUACGACUGUUUUGCAGACCACAGUUGCUUGGUGCAAAGGGGAAAAGGAGCAACUGAAAUGUAAGGUGAUGUUCGACACCGGCAGUCAACGACCGUUCGUGACCAAGCAGAUCGCCCAGACGCUCCACUGCAGGACGGUGGGAGAAGAGACUCUAAAAGUAGGAGUGUUUGGAGGGCAAGAGGAAGAGCGGCUAUAUAGACAGGUUCGACUGAAACUGCAAAGUCUGUACGACGAGAACGAGUACGACCUGGAAGUCCUGGUAAUGGAUACCAUAUGUACACAGCGGACACGAAGGCCGGGAUCCGGAAUCCUGGACCAGAUGAAAGAGAGACAGCUAGCAGUUCAACAUUUGACGUGCGCAGAAAGCCAAGGACAAGUGCAAGUUCUCAUCGGCACAGACGUGUACUGGGAUCUGAUGACAGGAAAAGUGAUCAGGUUAGGACGAGCACUGAGAGCAGUAGAGACGCGGCUGGGAUGGACAGUGCACGGGGCUACUUCAGAAGCGGAAGGAGUCACGAGUCCAAUCAAGCACUGGUUCUAUGAGUUUCUGCUAAUCAGGACCAGCAGGAUAACUACGUGCAGAAGUUUUGGCAACUGGAAGCAAUUGGAGUCGCACCAGAAACCGAAAACAGUGAAAGCGAUAGAGUACUGCGGCGGUUCGGCGAAACGGUGA